Messenger RNA from Abrus precatorius (Indian licorice), 4263 nucleotides. RefSeq names its product gibberellin receptor GID1B-like. Gene Ontology annotation, biological process: positive regulation of gibberellic acid mediated signaling pathway; raffinose family oligosaccharide biosynthetic process; floral organ morphogenesis. Lineage: Eukaryota; Viridiplantae; Streptophyta; Magnoliopsida; Fabales; Fabaceae. Gene Ontology annotation, cellular component: cytoplasm; nucleus. Gene Ontology annotation, molecular function: gibberellin binding; hydrolase activity. Bases 463 to 1497 code for a protein of 344 amino acids. The transcript is spliced from 2 exons. The record is from RefSeq and is a predicted model, not a curated record.
UCGUCUCUCUCGUCUCCGUCCAUCCCCGUCGUUCCUUUGCGUUUGACUCUCAUCCUCUUUCCUUCUCCUUCUUCUUCUCUUCUUCUUCACCUCUCUCUCUCUCUCUCUCUCUCUCUCUACACCUUUCUGUUGUGUUUCUCUCUCCACCACUCCUUCUUAUCAUUUGUGAUCUCUUCGAGUUCCCUUUCUUUCCACAUACACACAACUCUCUCUACCUUAUUUAACCGACAAAUCAAUCAAAGGGAGAGAUACCCUUCACUGCUUUUUUCUCUGGUUCUUCUCCCCGCGUUACUUUAAUCGUUUUUAUUUUCUCUUCUUAUCUAUAUUUUUCCAUUAUUAAUAUUAUGAGGCGGCACAAGGGGUUAGUUAUCGUGAGUGUGAGGAUCAGUGUUUCUUUUUAACUGUGUUUCUGUGGAUUUGGUUUUUCGUUUUUGCUGUGGAUAUAAGAGAGGGAAAAGAGACAUGACUGGCAGUAAUGAAGUCAACCUAAAUGAAUCUAAGAGUGUUGUUCCACUCAAUACCUGGGUGCUUAUCUCCAAUUUCAAGCUGGCCUACAAUCUACUAAGACGAGCUGAUGGAACAUUCAAUCGAGAGUUGGCAGAGUUCCUUGACCGCAAGGUCCCGGCUAAUAUAGUUCCCGUUGAUGGGGUAUUCUCUUUUGAUCAUGUUGAUCGAAACACUGGUCUCUUUAAUAGGGUGUAUCAGUUAGCUUAUGAAACUGAGGCUCGAUGUGGCUUUAUAGAGCUGGAAAAGCCCUUGAGCACCACACAGAUUGUUCCUGUCAUUAUUUUCUUCCACGGUGGAAGCUUCUCUCAUUCGUCUGCUAAUAGUGCUAUCUAUGACACUUUCUGUCGCCGCCUUGUGAACAUCUGUAAAGCUGUGGUGGUUUCUGUAAAUUACAGGCGAUCGCCGGAGCACCGUUAUCCAUGUGCAUAUGAUGAUGGUUGGGCUGCGCUUAAGUGGGUUAAGUCAAGGAAGUGGCUUCAGAGUGGAAAGGAUUCUAAGGUUUAUGUGUACUUGGCUGGGGAUAGUUCUGGUGGUAAUAUUGCUCAUCAUGUGGCUGUGAGGGCUGCUGAGGAAGAUAUUGAGGUGCUAGGUGAUAUUCUUCUUCACCCAUUGUUUGGCGGGGAGAAGCGAACUGAGUCAGAGAAGAAACUGGAUGGGAAAUACUUUGUGAGGCUGCAAGACCGUGACUGGUAUUGGAGAGCUUUUCUUCCUGAAGGGGAGGAUAGAGACCAUCCUGCUUGUAACCCAUUUGGCCCCAAGGGUAAAAAUCUUGCAGGACUCAAGUUCCCCAAAAGUCUUGUUUGCGUGGCUGGUUUGGAUCUUCUCCAAGACUGGCAAUUAGAAUAUGUGGAAGGUCUCAAGAAUUCUGGCCAAGAUGUCAAACUUCUUUACCUCAAGGAGGCCACUAUUGGUUUCUACUUCUUGCCUAAUAAUGAUCAUUUCUAUUGCCUCAUGGAGGAGAUAAAGAACUUCGUUAAUUCUAACUGUUAAUAUACUACUUAACCUUACCUACAGGAGCCCAUACAUAACUAGAAGCCUGACAUUUCACCUGGGUUAUCUUUUUUUUUUUUUUUUUUUCUUUUCCUCUUUUUGUAUCUUAUCUUUUCUCUUUCCCUACUUUAUAGUGGUGUGUAGUUAUAUAAUUGUGUAGUGUUACUCACUGUCAUAACAUCUAUGGUGGUAAAUCUGAGCUUUCUGUAAACGCUGGACUACUGCUUCCUGCUCUCUGCUCAUAUCUUUUGAAGGGUAGCACCAGUUUCAGCAGUUUGAAGUGCCAGAGUUCAGUUCAUUCAUGGGGUUUGGCUGAACCACCGUAUAUGAAGCCUCCCCAUUUAACUUUUUCGACCUCAAUAGCAGGAGGGGAGAUACAAGAUAGGGCUUGGCUGAUCGCUUUGAUUAAGUGAAUGCAUUUAUGUUUUAUCACAUUAUUCAAUGGGAACUAGAGCUGAUCCCAUCCUGUUAUGAAACUUGUAUGUUAUAUAGUUAUAUAAAUGUCUUGUUUGUUUUCUUUUUUGUUGGAUUUUUCUUUGUUAAGAAGCUAAGGUUGUCAUGUGCAUCCUGCUUGAAUUCAAAUUGAGCAGUUUUUUUAAACUUAUCACAAAUUCACAAACGGUUUUGCUUUCUAUUGAGGUUAUCCAAGGAAUGUUAUUGAAAUAAAUUAGAAAGAGUUUAUGUGAGUUUAAGUUAUUUUUAUACUGUCUAUAAGCUCUUUCAACAUGUUUUAAGAAAAUUGUCCCUAAACUUAGGCUGUCUAAUUAUUUUUGCCUUUCCUGGUGGAAGGGCCAUUUUUAUGACCAAAAGAAUAAGGAUGGAAGGACUACGGUAAUGACUGAAUAUGGCUCAAGUUAGCCUGUUGAUGGCAAGUCUCUUCAACCGGAAAGAUGAGAAAAUAAUUAAAACUACCCGUGCUGUGUUUCAAUGCAUCACCAUAUUCACUCUUACUGUCUAGUCCUUCCAUAAAUCUCAAGGUCAUCUUUAGCAUCGGAAUCCUCAGCAACAAUGUAAUAUAGAAGAUAAAAGUGGUAAUAUUGCACAAGUGGUUAAAAAGAUGAAGCAUUUGAAUUAUUCUUUGGUUUUUAUCCCCCACUCUUUGCAUCUCAGAGGUUGAACAUAAGAUUCGCCUCAAAAAGUAGAUACCAAAGUCCAAGAUGGAAAAGAGAAAAGAGUUUUUGCGUCAUGCGUGUGCUUAAUAAUCAUCCGUUACAAAGGAAUAAUGAAACAUGUAAUAGAUUGAACAAGGAGGACCAUCCUCAGUCCAUUGCCUUAUGCCAAACCCCAUCCACCAAAAAGGACAUGAAAAACUUUCACACGAAGAAUGAUUGGCAGGGUUUGAAUGAUGAAUUUCUCCAUCUUUCAACAUCAAUCUGAUUAAUUCUUGUCAUCUCCUCAUUGCUUAUUCUGAUCAGGUCUGUUUGGCGCUUGGGAAAACAGCAAAAAUAGGAAUUUGGCAUUGUUUUCAUGGGGGGAACCCUCUUUUUUACUUGUUGGGAUUUUUGGAUGUAUUCCUAGGCACCACUUUUGGGAACCCACAAAUGUGAAAAGUCCAAUUAAUAAAUUUAACCUGUUGGGAUUGCUUAAUCAUCAAACAAAUAAUAGCUACAUAUUUUUUUUACAAUCUUUACACAAAAAUAAAGAAGAUGUUCAAAAUAAAGUAUCUAUUUAUUAAAAAAACAUUGCUCGCAUUUAUGUUAACGCUGACUAAUUAGUGGUAGGAUUCGGGACCAGCUAAGCUCAGACAAAGACAUGGAACCCUGUCUUUUAUUGACUUUCUUGCAAUGCUUAUCUACCCUUUUAUUUUUUAUUUUUGUUUGGAGUCUCGGCCUCUGUAUAACAAACAGCAAAGGUAUUCAAAUUGGUUUGUAAACUAAUGUUUGAAGUUUGAAGCUUAAUUUUCACCUUUGUAUGCAGAUUAUUCUGCAUUACUUCGUGUCUUAUUAUGAACUGUCCUUAGUAAAUUAGCUGUUUAUGUCUUUGACAAUAUUCCCUAAUACGACAGCGGAGAGAGUCGUUGUCAACAAAUGGGUUUUCUUUAUUGUAGAUUAUGGACAAAACUUCAUUUGUUUGGUCGGUACCUUGCUUUUUAAUGCAUUAUUAUUAUAACUAUCUGACGGGUCAUUGCUUGUGGUAUGCGCGUUCACACAAUUAUGAUGAUUCUUCUAUUCAGGCGUGUCACUAGUGCCCAAUUUUAUAUACAUUCUUGUAGUCUAAAUCAUACUUCUUCUACCCUAUCUGGCUACUUCCCUUUAAGCUUUCAGCUUUCCACUUAAAACCGUUUGCCACAAUGGUUUUGGCAAUGCUUGUUUCUUCUCAUUGGAUCAAUUAAAAGUUUAAGAACACAUCUUUAUGUCAAAGUGUCAAGACACCACCAACAACAGCAUAAUGGGAAAUCCUAUAUAUGUGACUUUGCUAUAACUGUUCCAAAGUGAGUUUCAAUUUUGGUGCUAGCCAUAGGUCAGUUAGCCUUUGAACAGCAACUUGUACCUAUUUGAUCUCCUUAAUACAUUUUCAAACUAUGACCUUGGAAAUGUGAAAUGAAUUUCCUAGCGAUUAUUUAUGAGCUUUGGACGAAUUAAGAAUGGCAAAUCAAAACUACACACUAAUAUGAUAUUCCUUAUAGGCUUUGAAUGAAUAUAGGUCAAUUGGGGCCAAGUCACACCAAACACCCCCACCAGGUAAUAAUCUUAUAAAUUAUAUUCUGCAGGCAUCACUGUGGUUUGACACUUUCAGUAUAGUUUUUUCCCUUCCCUCUUUAAAUAA